UUUAGAUCGGGUAACAAACAGCUGUAGAGAAGCAGUAGAGUAACGAUUUUUAAAUGCCGGAGAUAACUCUUGCCAGUUUUUAUUGCACGCACUUGACAUUUUUCGCUCCCUUGGCUGAAAUUAUUUGUUUUCUGUUGAUUUUAACAUUGAGCUGAAAAUGAAAACUGAUCUUUCGGUCAUGGUCAUGAUAAUCACUUACACGCUGCUCAAAAUAGCUAGACGAUUAUUUUACCAAUGGUUAUCUUAGAAAUACUUCGUUAUGAAAAUUACUUGAAAAGCAAACACGAAAUGUUGACAACAAACGAACAAGCCUAAACUAAUCAGAUCGAUCAAGUUGCCAAGACAGAAAUGGCACCUUGAGGAAAAAAUUAAAUCAUCAAUUAGCUCGCAUGGCUUGUCCGGCAGCAAUACUGAACGACAAAAUUAAAGUUGAUUCGAAGUUGCCCGUCGUAAUUCCAUGCUGGCUUGGGCUCGAGGAAGACUGGUGCUAUGAUUCAAUUCCAAACAAGUAGCUUUCGAACUGUUUUUUCAGUUCCGACUCAAAAAUUUAAGAAUUACUUUCGAAAGUUUUACAAUCGUGGAGUAAUAGCUAGUUAUUUAUUCAGCUUCACUUUCCAAAGAGUGAAUUAAUCAACGUGGGUCGAUCCAUAUAAGGCUCGUUAACAGCAAGUGAAACAGCAUAUACUGAAGGUGGCUUGUCAGUUUUAAUACUUCCUCAAACUCGAAGACAAAGAUGUUUCGACAUGUUCUUCUUGGUUUCAUUGUCUUCCUUUCUCAACUGACCGUGGCCGUAGCCCACUUGUGUAGCGCUAACAGCUGCGCGGACUGCGUCAGCUCGCGUUUCAUUCAGUGUAGGUGGUGCAAGAGGGAUAACAAGUGCCAUACACCAGGCGCUGAUGCCGCGAGUCCUUGCAGCAAAGGAGAAAAUGUUGCUGAGCCCUCUGACUGCGAGGACGGAGUGCCCCAUUACGAUUCUGAGGUAUCGAUGAAGAUGUUGCUUCUCUCAGCGGUGGCGUACGCCCCAAGUCACAAACAGGAAUGCCUCGAAAAAGUUCUGCCAUAUGAAAAGUUCCAACUUCAGCGUGUGGCUACGCAGAAGUGUGACAUCUUCGAAAAUGAAUGCUCUGGCUAUGUUGCUGUGUCGCAUGCCCUGAAAGCUGUCGUGGUCGCGUUUCGUGGCUCUGCAAAAUAUGAGCAGGCGGUAUUCGAAUUCUUGGAAUCGUUUCUUUCCCCUGAAGUUAGCUUUCUCAAUGGUAAAGUUCAAUCCUACUGGAAGAGAGCCUUUUUUGUGUUAUGGCCGAGCAUGGAGGCGGAAGUGAAAGCUCUUGUUGUGAAGAACCCAUCUUAUCAGAUCUGGGUCACGGGACAUUCCUUAGGAGGAGCAAUAGCUUCGUUGGCGAGUACUUGGCUCGCUUAUUACGACAUAGCUCCGCGUAAAAACAUCAUCUUGUACACGUUUGGCAUGCCUCGGGUUGGUAACUACAAAUAUGCUCUGCAACACGAUCAACUGGUCAACAACAGUUGGAGAGUUGUUAAUUACAAUGACUUAGUCCCUCAUUUUCCAUUUGUAAUGGGAGUACCAAAUAAAGAACGUGGUCCGUACCAUCAUGGCGUGGAGGUUUUCUACAGUGAAGAGGCCGUCAGCGUGAAUUCUACACACAGGGAGUGUCACGGGAAACCGUAUGACGAAGAUGCCACAUGCAGUUUCUCGGAAAAGGAACUCUCUAUCCUACGACACUUGAAGUACUUUAGCAUUCACGUUGGAUCGUUCUGGAUGGAAAAAUGUGUUCAACGGCUUAGCGUAAAAGGAUCGAAAGCGAAAUAUUUAAGGGUUAAAAGGAGCGAGGCUUCGAAGGCGUUUCACGGAAAAUAACGGGUUUUUCACGUUCUAUUCAUUUACUGUCCGUUUUUCUCUAUCAUGCUAUCAUGGCAAAUUGAUAAUAAUAAUAAUCAUCAUCAUCAUCAUCAUCAUCAUCAUGAUAAAACAUUUCUAUAGAGCACACCACCAACUAGUUGUCCGGGGCGGAUCAUUUGAUUUUGAUGGGAGAGGGAGGGAGGGGGCGCGGGGUAUUCUUUUUUGGAUUUGUUCCACGCGAUCUCGCCAAAGGGACGUCCCUUUUAGCAAGACGAAGAGGUAGAUAUAAUUGUUCACAUGACAAGAUAGUGAUACUGUAAUGUAAUCAUGUUGCUUUCUAGUUGUCAAAGUGUAAACGAAAUAAAACGAUGGAGAUUCUCA
Orbicella faveolata is the source of this 2236-nucleotide messenger RNA. Its product is annotated as lipase ZK262.3-like. NCBI's taxonomy places the organism in Eukaryota, Metazoa, Cnidaria, Anthozoa, Scleractinia, Merulinidae. The record is from RefSeq and is a predicted model, not a curated record. Gene Ontology annotation, biological process: lipid metabolic process.